AUGCCGGUUGACCUACUUAAGGCCACAAACGUACUUACAUGUGCCAGAAACCCACCUUCCAUAGGUGCUUUUAGUAUGCCACUAUCAUCGGUACUAACCUGUACUUUGAUCGAAGAUCCAUAUUACGAAAACAGACCUUACGAAUUCUCCUUCAGCAUUGUCGAUUUUCAACAUAGAUAUGAGAAAAAAGACGUUAACGGAAUUAUCACUGGUGAAUACGGUUUUAUAACGGCAGAUGGAGUUUAUCACGAGACUGGAUAUGCCACUGAUAAGAAUGGAGAUUUUAUCAUAACCAAAAUGAGAAAUCGAAAGAUAACAAGUCUGAAAGACGCACGAGAGAUCUUUAAGAAUAGACCUGAAGCUGCCAAAAAGCUCUUCGAAGUUGUAACGAAAUCUUGCAGUGGUUGUAAAAUUCCGAUUAUUAAGAAUCUAGAAGUAAACAAGAAUGAAAUUCUUGCGAAAGAUGCUGAACCAUUGAUUGAGAAAAAAAUUAUUAAACCGAUAUUAAAAGAAAUGAUGAAGGUAUUGACCGAACAUAGGAAGAAAACAGAAAAUACUUCUAUGAAAGAAGACAACGGAUCAAGUUUAAGAAAGAUAAACGAGUCUCGAAAAAAGUCCGAAAUUUUUCAAAAUAUUAAUCGUAUUCCGAUCGAUAAGAAAGAAAACGAACAGAUGGAAAGCGUUGUUAAAGAAAUGAUGAUAAACUCUAUUAAAAAAAUCAUUUCUAACGAUACUAAAAAGAACGAAAUUAUUCUCAAAGACAGUUCUCUCAAGAAAAUGGCUAACGAUCUCUACUAUCAUUUCAAUUAUUCGAUAAUUUCGCACGGUCAUCAGGAAACUGGUUAUCGUAAUGGCGAUAAAAAUGGCAAUUAUCGAUCAAGGAGUGAAAGUGGCGUCGAUACACGAGUCAAAUACGUGUCAAACAAAUUCGGUCAUCAACCGAAUAUCACUUUUCAUCCACAAUUAAACGAAACAAAAAAAAGAGAUCAGUCGCUCCAAGGCUAUUCCUUUCUCUGGUAUUUUUCAUAAAUAUAUGUAUUUUUCUUUUUUCAUUUCGAAUACAUAGAUUGAUGUAAAAAAUAAAAAAACAAUAAAAAUAAAAAAGAAAAUCUCAAUAAAUUUUUUAUGAUUAUGACGAAAAUAUUUUAAAAACUUUCGAUAUUUUUAUCGAAAUUUCCGUUCUACGUAACGGAACUAUCUGAACAUUAUCAAGAGAAAUUUUAAUAAUAUAUCAAUAAAUACGAUUAAGAAUACGCAUUUGUAUAAAAAUAAAAUGUGUACUAUUAAAAGUAGUCAUCGAAGAACUAUUUCAUUUAAGGCGAUUAUAUGACUAUUUCUUUGACAAAAAUAUUAAUGAAAUAUAAAAGAUAAUAUAAAAAUAUAUUGUUAGAUUCUUUAUUUUCUAUAAAAGUCAGCGAAUUACUUGAACGCUAUGAUU
Messenger RNA from Vespa velutina, 1438 nucleotides. RefSeq names its product protein lethal(3)malignant blood neoplasm 1 (gene l(3)mbn). The coding region runs from base 1 to 1029 and encodes 342 amino acids. The record is from RefSeq and is a predicted model, not a curated record. NCBI's taxonomy places the organism in Eukaryota, Metazoa, Arthropoda, Insecta, Hymenoptera, Vespidae. The transcript has 6 exons. Gene Ontology annotation, molecular function: structural constituent of chitin-based larval cuticle. Gene Ontology annotation, cellular component: chitin-based extracellular matrix.